Molecule: messenger RNA, 2232 nt
Organism: Syzygium oleosum
Lineage: Eukaryota; Viridiplantae; Streptophyta; Magnoliopsida; Myrtales; Myrtaceae
Product: calmodulin-binding protein 60 D-like
Exons: 10
Coding region: 178-1971 (597 amino acids)
Biological process (GO): regulation of salicylic acid biosynthetic process
Cellular component (GO): nucleus
Molecular function (GO): sequence-specific DNA binding; DNA-binding transcription factor activity; calmodulin binding
Source: RefSeq, a predicted model, not a curated record
CGGACACUACAAAACCAAACGCAUCCAAGUGAUUACUAACUCAUUACUUUGACUUUGAGUUCGUCGACAAACUGCUCAUGGUCUCAUAAUUUUCCCUGCUGCAUUUUUUUUUCUCAGCAACUAAACACCAGACACUUUCUCAGUUCCUGUUUAGCUUGACAAAAGAAAAGAAAAAUCAUGUCGUUGCAAAAGAGAUCUUCGGCAUCUAGUUCUUCAAAUCAACCAGAUCAACCCAAGAGGCCACGCUUCUUUCCAAUCAAGCAAGAGAGGAGCUGUUUGACGGAAGGGGAUGUCCGGAGAGUGAUCAAAGAAGAGCUGGAGCAUGCUACAUCUCUCUCGGCCAAAUAUUGUCAAAGUUGUACCGGCAAUGCUCUUGAAGAGAUAACCAAACAGAUGCGGCCAAUGAUGGAAAAUUUUUUGCAGGAAAUGAAAGAAGCAUUCGGGCUUGCAAAAAUUCACUCUCCCCACCUUGGAAGGGCUAAUGCUAGAUCUACGGCAAACAAUUAUACGAGAAACUUACAGCUUCAACUUCAAACCAAACUGUCACUUCCUUUAUUUACCGGAAAGAAACUAGAAGGAGAGAAGGGUACUCCCAUUUCCGUUGCCUUGAUCGAUGCGAAUACAGGGGAUGUCGUUACAUCAGGCCCGGAAUCCUCCAUUAAAUUGGACAUUGUCGUGCUUGAAGGUGACUUCAACAAAGAGGAUGGGGAUAACUGGGCUCAAGAAGAGUUUGAGAACUACGUGGUUAAAGAACGUGAUGGAAAGAGACCACUUUUGACAGGAAAUCUCAUAGUGACGCUCAAGGGAGGUGUUGGGGAGCUGGGAGAGCUGAUAUUUACUGACAAUUCCAGCUGGAAUAAGAGUAAAAGAUUCAGGAUAGGGCUUAAGGUGGCAACAGGUUAUUGUGGGAAUACACGAAUCCAAGAAGCAAAAACAGAAGCCUUCCGUGUCAAGGAAUACAGAGGAGAAGCGUACAAGAAACAUCAUCCACCUGCAUCUGACGAUGAGGUUUGGAGGUUGGAGAAGAUUGCCAAAGAUGGGAAAUCUCACCAAAAACUGAAGGAAGCCGGAAUACAUAAAGUGGAGGACUUUCUACUGCAACUGCUUACGGACUCCAAGAAGCUGAGAGAGAUUCUUGGAAAUAGCAUAACAUCGAAGAACUGGGAGAUCCUCGUACAUCAUACAAAGACUUGCAAAACAAAUUCGAAACUUUAUUUGUACUAUCCUGAUGGCAUGACGAUGCAUGGUGCUAUAUUCACCCUUGAUGGUCAACUGAUUGGCCUAAUCGAAGACAGGGCAUAUUUUGCUACUCAUCAACUUUCCGCCCAAGAGAAGGAACAUGGAGAUUCAAUCGUGAAAAAAGCCUUUGAUAACUGGAAUGAUGUUAGGGAGUUCAAUGGUGAGACCUUUUCUGGUUCAAUGCAGAAGAAAAGCUCAAGCACUUUUCCAUCUCAAGUUCUUGAAGGACAAACUGAUAAUCUCACCCCUGUUCAACGUAAUUUGGCUCCACGAAUCUCUGCCGCUCCAGUUGGUCUGGAAGCUCCUCCGGCAAUUGAAGGCUCCACUGCUGAAGGACAUACCAUGGAGAUUUCAGUUGAUGGAAGUGUUCGUCUCGCUGCACAUCAAUCCAUAUCUCCAGACCGCUGUAAUGUUCUAAUUUCUCCGGGAGAUAAUGGUAUUACUACUGUCGGAUUGUCAAACCAGUCCCAUAAUAUCAAUUUACAGUAUGCGAUGGGCAGCCAAAUGAUCGAUUCUUCGUGCCAAAUGGACUAUGCAGUAGAUCAGAAUGUUCUCCCCUCUGAACCAACCUAUGCCUCAAUAUCAAGCUUCCAAUCUGGCAGUACACCUCCACUUCCUGGAGGCAGUCCCGUGACAGAAAAUUUCCAAUCAAUCGUUCCAGAUUAUGUGUGGGAUUACUUGUUGGCUGAUGAUGGCGGGUCCUUUCAGACUCCAACAUGGGAAAACACGUGAUGAUGGUCUUGUAUGGUACCCGCAAAAUUGUUAAUGGCUGGCUCAAAAUUGUUACUGUCGCAUUAGGUAAGAUACUUCUCGGUAUACUAUCCUGAUAGAAUUGAUGGUAAUUUUCUUAGAUGAGGGCAUACUAUCUACAUAUCUGCAUUGUGUAGAGUGCGCAACCUUGCUCUGAUACCACUUGUAGGGUACGUGGAAGCUUUGUGGUGGUAACACGAGAGAAUUGUAAUAGACAAUUCGAGAUAUACUCAUUUUACCAAA